AUGCGCCGUGGCUGCCUCGACGCAAAUCCUUCACAGUCUGCCAGCGACGCACCGACGCGCAGCAUCGCUGAGAGGAUGGAUCCCUCAGGCAAAGUGGCGCUCAUCACGGGAGCGGCUGGCGGGCUGGGAAGGGCCUUCUCAAGGGCGCUGCUCGCCGCUGGAGCCAAGGUGGUGCUGUCGGAUGUUGAUGAGGCGGCUGGCAAAAAGGCAGUGGACGAGCUGGAAAAAGAGUUUGGGAAGGGGAACGCCAUCUUUGUCAAAGCCGAUGUCACCAACUCUGCUUCCCUGGAAGAGGUGUUUAAGGCAGCCAAGUCGACAUUCAAGCGGCUCGACAUUGUCGUCAGCAAUGCAGGGAUCAUGCGAGACUCCUUGUGGGAAAAGCAAAUCGACAUCAACAUCAAGGGUGUUGUGCACACGAUGUUGCUGGCCUACAAGCACAUGGGCAAGCACGAAGGUGGAAACGGUGGUGUCGUGGUCAACCUGUCCUCUGUAGCAGGCCUGGAGCCAGUAUCUGUGCUUCCCAUCUAUGCAGGCACAAAGCAUGCAGUGGCUGCUAUGACCCGUUCCUAUGGGGAUAAACUGCACCUGGACAAGACUGGAGUGUCUGUAAUGGCACUGUGCCCCGGGGCCUCAGACACUCCUCUGGUGCACGAUGCCCAUCAGUUUGUGCUUCACGACUACCUCACGGAACCCCUUGUCCAUGCUCUCAACAUGUUCCCCAUCAACAAGCCAGAGUUCAUCGCUGAGGGAUUAAUGCGAGUCAUUCGUGAAGGUGAAUCUGGAUCCGUGUGGGUAGCAACCCUUCAAAUGAUCAAGCCAGUGGUCUACCCAAAGCUGUUGCAGCUUUCUAGAUAAGAAUGUCUGAAAACAAGAACUAUGUAAUACACAUUCUAUGGAAACAAAAAAACAUUGCUGUAAACUUCAUGUUUACUUCAUUAUGCUGUAACUGAGUACAAAAAUUCCACAGUUAGAAGGAAACAGGCUACUCAAAUAAAUAUUAUCUAAAUGAUUAAUGGAAAAUCUCAUAUAAAGAUGUGAAACAAAUACUUUGUUAGUAUUUGUUUCAAAUAAAUAUUAUAUCACACACAAAUAACACACAAAUGCCUGGGACUACAGAAUUAUGGAUAUGUAGGGACAAUUCUAAAUCUGGGCCAGAGCAGGGCUCACACCAGGUUUCCUGCUGGCUGCAAGCAUUAACCUUAACCACAAAGGUUGCACAGCACAACUCUAGGCCUCAUUUAAACUUUCAUUUUCACUGUUCCUACCUAUGGUUUCUGAACACUAGUGCUCAAGAUCCUCUCCAUCAUUCUUAAAAUUCCUAUUUUGCAUCUGAAAAAGCUUCAAACACAGCACUCUAUUACUGCACAAUAUUUAUUAACAUGGAGUAAAAGAUAGAAAAAUAAAGUUGGUAUGUUUGUGACAGAUGGUGCUGAGGGCUGUCAUUAAAUAACAUGACACACUUAGCUCCUUUCAGACAUUUUCACUGUAUGUGUAUCACCCAUAAAAUCAUCAAAUUUUUGUGUUUUUAGUGAUAUUAAGCUUGGUGGCAUGUUUGAAACUUAAUUGGGAGGACAGGAAGGAGGAGGGCUAGCCGCUAGCACAACAGUUGCUAAGAUGGACUGGAGUUGGAUUCACUAUGAGGGUCCUAUAUCCUCACACACUGUCUUUGGUAUAUUCUUUUAGCCAUUAAGAUUUUGCUUGUUUCUUCUUUCAGCUGUCUGUUAUGCUAUUACACUAGUGAUUGUUACCAUGUGAAAAUGUGGCAAAUAUUAAUUGGCUGAUACAAGAAUAAAUCAAAUUCUUUAAGUUACUCAUUGACAGCUACAAGCAGUAAGAAAGUAUUUUUUGAACUGACUAUAGAAGUCAUCAUUGUAUGAUAGUAAAAGAUUUUAAUAGGCUGUCAAUCAGAGAUGAUGUUGUCUGCAUAGGCAAAGUGAUAUUAUUAUGUUGGGAAUAUUAUCUAGUUUGUUGUGAAAGCAAUUAAAUUAAGCAUUUGUGUCAAGUGUCCUUAGCAACUCAAAAUUAGAUUUGAAGUACACAUUUGAAUCUAGUGGCGUACAACAUUAUGCAAUCUUGUGUUGAAUUUCUUUAGUAUUUAUCACAGUAUAUAUGUUGUGGUACAAUAAAUACAAAUUUUAUUGCCUCA
This is a messenger RNA of Schistocerca americana (American grasshopper), 2146 nucleotides long. Its product is annotated as 15-hydroxyprostaglandin dehydrogenase [NAD(+)]-like. NCBI's taxonomy places the organism in Eukaryota, Metazoa, Arthropoda, Insecta, Orthoptera, Acrididae. Gene Ontology annotation, cellular component: cytoplasm. Gene Ontology annotation, molecular function: oxidoreductase activity, acting on the CH-OH group of donors, NAD or NADP as acceptor. The transcript has 7 exons. Bases 1 to 855 code for a protein of 284 amino acids. The record is from RefSeq and is a predicted model, not a curated record.